AUGCUCAACGUUAUGGAUUUCUCCUGCCCGGACCCGCUUUACUCCAAGUACGAGGAGAGCUGUGAGAUGAAAACCGGAGACCUGCAGGGCUUGGGGCAGCCUGAGCAGCAACUUCUGGCAGAGGCCGAUUUCCUUGGAGGUGAACUGCUGGGUGCCCCCGGCAGCGGCGGGGCCGUGGAUUACUCCCUGCUGGGCAGCCAGCCCUCCCCAUCCCUCAGCUACACCGGCAGCUUCUUCAUCAAGGCGGUACCGGAGCACCCGCAGGACCAGGAAUCGCUCUUCAACCUGAUGUCAGGGAUCCUGGGCAUCUCCCCCUUCGCCUCCUCCGAGGGCCACCAGAGGCACCUGGACGCUCUUUACCCGUGUCCCGAGGUGGCUCAGAGCCAGCUGGACCUGUACUCGCCGUGCCAGCCCGAGCUGAGCGGGUCCAGCCCAGCCCCGUUCCCAGAACCGGGCUACGGCGCCUUCCCCGCGGCCGAGGGCGCUCAGCCCCUGCAGGCACAGCCCGCCCUGGGGAACACCUCCCAGUGCUUCUUCCAGCCCAAGCUCUUGGACAGCAAGCAGGACAUCAAGUUAUCAUCCGGCUCCCCACCCCUGGACAAGUUCAAGGCCCCCUGUGCCCAGUGGGAGCCCCUCUCCCAGCAGCACCAGGCCUACUUGCCCGCUGGCUUCCAGUGUCCCGAAGGCUUCCCGGCCGCCGAGAGCGGCCAGGGGCUGUUCCACCCGCUGGGCUCCAAGAUGGAGAGCGUUCUGUCGGUCAGCUGCCAGUCGGAGCUCGGCAGCUUGGCAGAGGACUCUGCCUGCUUUGGAACCCAUCUGGGCUUCGGCUGCGAGCCAGAAAACUUCCCAGCCCGCGGGGACUUCGACACCAAGAUCCACAACAUCCCCGCGCCAUUGCUGCCGGACUUCGAAGCCUCCUUGGCCCAGCCCGAGGUCCUGCCGGGCCUGCUGAGCUCCGCCGAGCUCCUCCAUCCUCACCCCUCUCCUUCUGUCCCCCCCACGGACUUUCUGGGCCACCCCACGUCCUCCUCGCUGCCAUCCCUGCUGCCCGCCACCCCUCCGGCGCUGGCCGAACCCAAGAAGAAGACGCGGCGGAGCAAGUGUUCCUCCAAGUGCUUCUGCCCCAAACCCCACGAGAAGGCGUUCGCCUGCCCGGUGGAGAACUGCGUCCGCAGCUUCGCCCGCUCCGACGAGCUCAACCGGCACCUGCGCAUCCACACGGGCCACAAGCCCUUCCAGUGCCGCAUCUGCCUGCGCAACUUCAGCCGCAGCGACCACCUCACCACGCACAUCCGCACCCACACGGGCGAGAAGCCCUUCUCCUGCGACACCUGCGGCCGCCGCUUCGCCCGCAGCGACGAGAAGAAGCGCCACAGCAAAGUGCACCUCAAGCAGAAAGCCCGGACCGAGGAGAAGCUCAAGGGUUUGGGGUUCUUCUCUGUGGGGCUCUCCUUCGGGACACUCUGA
Molecule: messenger RNA, 1467 nt
Organism: Cinclus cinclus
Lineage: Eukaryota; Metazoa; Chordata; Aves; Passeriformes; Cinclidae
Gene: EGR4
Product: early growth response 4
Exons: 2
Coding region: 1-1467 (488 amino acids)
Biological process (GO): regulation of transcription by RNA polymerase II
Molecular function (GO): RNA polymerase II cis-regulatory region sequence-specific DNA binding; DNA-binding transcription factor activity, RNA polymerase II-specific
Source: RefSeq, a predicted model, not a curated record